This is a messenger RNA of Myotis daubentonii (Daubenton's bat), 5445 nucleotides long. It is a transcript of the gene PLA2G4E, whose product is annotated as phospholipase A2 group IVE. The record is from RefSeq and is a predicted model, not a curated record. Gene Ontology annotation, cellular component: cytosol. Gene Ontology annotation, molecular function: calcium ion binding; calcium-dependent phospholipid binding. NCBI's taxonomy places the organism in Eukaryota, Metazoa, Chordata, Mammalia, Chiroptera, Vespertilionidae. Gene Ontology annotation, biological process: glycerophospholipid catabolic process.
CCGCCACGAUGCUCCAGAAGCAGAUACUCGCCUGGGUCUCCCACUACCUGCCAGACCCACGCCAAGCAGAAGAUGACAGACCCUCAGCCACCUGCGCCUUGGAGGAGGGGCUGUCUCCAUGCUACCUGCUAACAGUGAGGGUCAUCCGGAUGAGAAAUGUCCGGCAGGCCGACAUGGUGAGCCAGACAGACUGCUAUGUGAGCCUCUGGCUGCCUACUGCCUCUCACAAGAAGCUGAGGACUAGGACCAUCUCCAACUGCCCAAACCCGGAGUGGAAUGAAAGCUUCAACUUCCAGAUCCAGAGCCAAGUGAAGAAUGUGCUGGAGCUGAGCGUCUGCGAUGAAGAUGCAGUGACACCAGAUGACCAUCUCCUGACAGUUCUCUAUGACCUCACCAAGCUCUGCUUCAGGAAGAAAACCCAUGUGAAGUUCCCACUCAACCCAGAGGGCAUGGAGGAGCUGGAGGUGGAGUUCCUGUUGGAGGAGAGUCCCUCUCCACCCGAGACCCUCAUCACCAACGGCGUGCUGGUGGCUCGACAAGUCUCCCGCCUGGAGGUUCACGCAGAAUCCAGAAGGCAGAGGAAGAGCAGGAGAAGGAAGGACCUCCUGGUAACAGUGACGGAGUCCUUCGAGCACACCCAGCGCAUCCCGCAAUACGUAGAGCCCUGCUGCCCAAACCCCGCCUGCUUCCACUACCCCAAGUAUUUCCAGUCCCAGAUGCAAGCGGACGUGGCCAGAAGACAAUGGAGCUGUGGGCUUUGCUGCUGCGGUGCGCACAGGAAGAAUAGCCCUGUCAGCCAGCCCCUGGAUUGCCUCGCCGAUGGCCAGGCGGUCACUCUGCCUGUGGGAGAGAACUGUGAAUUACACAUGAAGUCUACACCCUGCCCCCAGACAUUGGACGUGCGGUUGGGCUACAGCCUGUGCCCGGAAGAACUGGAGUUCCUGCAGAAGCGGAAUGUGGUGGUGGCUGAGACGCUGAAGCAGGUGCUGCAGCUGGAGGAGGACCUGCAGAUGGAUGAGGUGCCGCUCAUAGCCAUCAUGGCCACAGGGGGUGGAACAAGAUCCAUGACCGCCAUGUAUGGCCACCUGCUGGGGCUGCAGAAGCUGAACCUCCUGAACUGUGCCAGCUACAUCACUGGCCUGUCAGGGGCCACCUGGACCAUGGCUACCUUGUACCGUGACCCUGACUGGUCCUCCAAAAACCUGGAGACUGCCAUCCUUGAGGCCCGGAGGCACGUGGUCAAGGACAAGAUGCCCGCCCUGUUCCCGGACCAGCUCCGCAAAUUCCGGGAGGAGCUCCGGCAGCGCAGCCAGGAAGGCUACAAGGUCAACUUCACAGACUUCUGGGGCCUGCUGAUCGAGGCCUGUCUGGGGGAUGAGAGAAAUGACUGCAAACUGUCAGAGCAGCGUGCUGCUCUGAGCCAUGGCCAGAACCCCCUGCCCAUCUACCUCACCAUCAAUGUCAAGGAUGAUGUAAGCAACCAGGAUUUCAGAGAGUGGUGCGAGUUCUCCCCGUACGAGGUGGGCAUGCAGAAGUACGGGGCCUUCGUCCCCACCGAGCUCUUCGGCUCUGAGUUCUUCAUGGGACGGCUGAUGCGGAGGAUCCCAGAGUCUCGGAUGUGCUACUUGCUAGGUCUGUGGAGCAGCAUCUUCUCCGUGAACCUGCUCGAUGCCUGGAAUUUUGUCAAAUCUUCAGAAGAGUUUUUCCACAGGUGGACAAGGGAGAGAGUGCAAGACAUCGAAGAUGACCCGCUCCUUCCGGAAAUCCCCAAAUGUGAUGCCAAUGCCCUGGACACCUCGGUAGUGAUCCCCGGGUCAUGGCUCUCCAAUACUUUCCGCAACAUCCUCACCUAUCGGUCCUUCGUGUCCGAGUUCCACAACUUCCUGUUGGGGCUGCAACUGCACACCGGCUACCUCCAGAACGGCCAGUUCUCCAAGUGGAAAGACACUGUGCUUGACAGCUUCCCAAACCAGCUGACGGAGACCGUGAACCACUUGUGUCUGCUGGACACUGCGUUCUUUGUCAACUCCAGCUACCCACCCCUCCUCAGGCCGGAGAGAAAAGCCGACCUCAUCAUCCAUCUCAAUUAUUGUGCCGGGUCCCAGACAAAGCCAAUGAAACAAACCUGUGAGUACUGCGCGGUGCAGAACAUCCCCUUCCCCAAAUAUGACAUCAAAGAGGAGGGGAACAGUAACCUCAAGGAAUGCUACCUGAUGGAGAACCCCCAGGAGCCGGAUGCUCCCAUCGUGCUUUUCUUCCCACUCAUCAGCGACACCUUCAAAAAGUACAAGGCCCCAGGUGUGGAGCGAAGCCCGGAGGAGCUGGAGAAGGGCCAGGUUGACAUUUAUGGCCCCAAAACUCCCUACGCCACCAAGGAACUGACAUAUACGGAGGCCGCCUUCGACAAGCUGGUGAAUCUCUGCGAGUACAACAUCCUGAAUAACAAAGACCAGCUCCUCCAGGCCUUGCGGAUGGCAGUGGAGAAGAAGAAACUUCUGAAGAGCCAGCGUCCCUCGGUCCCAGGGAGCUGCGUGGACCCUAUGUCUGCUUCCACCAUCCCAGGCACGGAUCCCAUCAGGGCUGACCAGCCCGCACAGCCAGCUGAGCUCUCUGGCAAGGGCUUUUGGCAGGCUGGCCUGGACCUUCUAUCAAAAAAAUAAAAAGUUGAAAAAGUUAAGAGAGACAGAGAGAGAGAGACAGACCAUAGGAAAAUAACAAGGCAUGUUUUGGGGUUUUAUACCCACUGGAAUUUUUUCAGGGUCCAGUAGCCACAGGCUCCCAUACAUGCUUAGAGUGUAGAGAAUAAAAGCAAUGUCUGAGGAGGAGGCUGGUUACCCAGAAACCUCAGGCUCUGGGCUGGAGCUCAGAGUCCCCCUCCCCCGUCUCUUGCUCCUCCCCGCCUCCUGGAAUGGAGGACCAUGGGGAUGCAAAGAGGACCUGAGAAGCACUCUGGGUUCUCUGGAAAGCACUUUUUAAAAUUUAAGGCAACUAUAUUCUUGUGAAUUUUAUAGGUAAUUAUAUUUUAUUUUUAUUAGUCAGGAUAUUAAUAGGGAGGGUGAUGCUAGAAGAUCUAGAUGGAGCACUAGAGACGACAUCCUGGUCUGUUCAACAACAAAGCCAAACCAGUGACAGGUUUCAGCAGCCCCUCUGUAGCCACUCAGAGCCCCAGGACUGGCGACUCCCAUGAUCCCAGCCGGACAGCCCUCUCUGAGGAUUCAGCUCCAAUGAGAUGCCAGGCAAAGCCCAAGCCUGCAACACAGAUUCAUGGCACAAGAAACUGAGUGCAGCUCAGGGGCGUUGAGGCAGGUGAAUGGAGUCAGGCAUCGGGUGGGCGGUGCUGCCCAGUGCCGUCCACUCCAAGAAGCCAACGCUCGCUGACCAACCUGCUCCGGGAGCGCGUCUCAGCUCUCCUUGCACCCUCCCCGCUGUUUCCCAGACGGGGUUAUUUAUUUCUAAAUGGGAUUCCUCUUAUUUAUCAUGAAAGCACCAUGGCCAGCACAUCCUAGCUCUUUGAGUCACCCUGAGAGAACAAAACUAAGAAAGGACUAGGUUAGCCCCAAAGAAAAAGCCUCCUUGGUGACGGUUUCCAGAUGAAUCGCUGAGAAAGCUCUGGGACACAGAAAUCAAAUCAAAGAAUCCAGGCCUCCCACCAGGCUGGGAACUUAAACAAUGUGGAACCUGAGCCACUGAGAUGCCCAGGUGGGUAGAAGGUGUGAUCAGAAAGGCAUGCGGUCUGCACAAAGCCCUGCAAACCUGGAAGACGUGUCCUCGUUCUGAGUCACCGUGCUCCCUAAGCAAUCCUAUAGUUGUUAGGAGACAAGUGGCGACAGGUACCAAAAGUUUAGAAAAUCUGGCUUCCAGUUUACAUUCUUGCUACUCAAGGUGUGAUGGGGAACUGGUUGGAAAUCCGGAAUCUCCGGCCCUACCCCAGCCACACUGAAUCAAUCUACAUUUUAAGGAGAUUCCCACCUCCUCUCCAUGCCCAGAUGCCCACCCCCAGGUGGUGCCUAUGCAUGUUCAAGUGUGGGAGGUGUGGAUUUAUGCCAAACUUUCCCAACAGCCUGGAAAGCAUAAACAAUGGACCCCCCUGUGCCACUGAUAAACGGGGCUCCUGGACCUGCAAACCCGGUCCCCCUGCCCCUCCCUCCCAUAAUGCUAACCUGUGACGCAGCCCCUUCCCUCCACCACAGCAGCCAGUUGCCUCCUCUUUGACAUCUUUUCCUUCAUCUGCAACAAACAGGCUCUCCUUAAAUUACCGGAGUGAGCCAUCCGGCAAGACCUGUUUGUUGUAAGGUCAAGGUAGGCCUGCCUUGGAUUCAUCAAAGUAGGUAGAGUGAGGUUUCUAAAACCAUUGUAUUAUUUGAACACAGAAUAAAAUGGCCAUGUGGGCAAAUGCUGUUGACUCAACCGCUUUCAUUAUCUGAUGCUAUAAAACAGACGUAACUCCUGCCCUCAUUCCUGCCUGGCCACAGCCAGAGGUGGAAGAAGGACAUUUCCGUCCCAUCCCCCUCACCUGGGCAUCGUCCUUUUCUCCUGCAGGGGCCCCUGCCUCCUUGUGCUGGGGUGCCCCUCUCUUUCUGCAGCCAUGUCAGCCACCAGUGGAGCACCAGCUCUUGCUGACACGUGCUGUCUGAGCCCCGAUGGCUUUCAGGAAGUGCUGAUGGAGAGGAAGGAAGGCAGCAGCGCCAGUUGCACGGUUUCUCCGUGCGUGGUGGUCGCAGCCAGUGAACAGCCUCUACUUUCCAGGGUCUUAGCUUUGGGUUGAGGGGGAAAUCAGCUUUGGGUUGAGGGGGAAAUUUAUACGGAUUUGAGAAUUUGAAUGAAUAGUGACUUCGCUUCUAAAACAAUGCUGGCGGUGUUACAGAGCAGGGAAAUGAGUCAGGCUCCCUCCCCAGGUUCCCUGCUCUCUGCCUGCAAGAUGAUUAAAUAGAAAAGUUAAAUAAAACUCCUCUCUCGCCCAGGGUCCCUCGUGGCUGUCUCCUUUUUCCUUCCCAGGAGAGCGGCCAGCAUACCACACUGCCAUGCAACCCAGUCACCCUGUCCCACAGCAGAUGUGUUCUGCUUCUAUGUCCUCGUGAAAAUACUUCUCCCCAAGGUCACCAGUGUCCUCCCAGUUUCCAGAUACACUGAGUUAUAUGUCGUUCACAGGCCUUAUCUUACUUGAUCUCAGCAUUUGGCACUGCUGACCACUCCCUUCUUCCUGAAACCCUCCCUUCCCAUGACUUCCUUGCCAACAGCAGUUCAAUUCAGUUCUGCUUGCAAAUAUUUAUUGCCUUCCCAUUCUGUGACAGUCACUGUUGUAGGCACUGGGACAAUGAAAAGGAUUAUCAAUUGACCCCACACUUCAAGGAGCUUCCUUCUGGUCCCAAGUAGGAAGCCCACAUGGAAACAGAGUCUUGCAAUGCAAAGAGAAAGUUCCAUGUUAGCUGUAUACCCAAGGGCAUA